AACCGGACAGCAAACAACUAUAACAACCUUGAUCAGACAGCACACAACUAUAACAACCUUGAUCAGACAGCACACAACUAUAAUAACCUUGAUCAGACAGCACAGAACUAUAAUAACCUUGAUCAGACAGCACACAACUAUAACAACCUUGAUCAGACAGCACACAACUAUAACAACCUUGAUCAGACAGGGAAUAAGGAUGAGCAUUACAGCGAAAGAGGGA
This is a messenger RNA of Candidula unifasciata, 223 nucleotides long. NCBI's taxonomy places the organism in Eukaryota, Metazoa, Mollusca, Gastropoda, Stylommatophora, Geomitridae. The record is from the annotation of a GenBank genome assembly.